AUGUUAGUUUUUGCUGCCUAUCCUAGCGCAGAGGACAUCGAAGACUUCAAAAAUGUAUCAUAUUAUAUCAACUCAAAUGGAUACAAACCAUUUUUCGUAUCCUCUUUAAUUCCUAGAAGAAAGGAGGUCAUUGUCAAGUCAAGAGUGCUAAUAGUGGCUUGCAUAAACUUGGUAUUCAAUUUGAUAUGUGGCAUGCUUGCUAUGGUACUCUGCACCAUCUGUAUGUUGGCAGCCGUGAAGAAGGCAACAAGCAGCUCAAAGUCUAUGCGCCUCCAAAACCAACUGCAAAAGCUACUAUUUGUACAGUUUCUUAUCCCCUUCAUCUGUAUACAAGUGCCAUUUUUCACAUGCUGUCUGGGACCACUUGUGCAGCUAGAAAUCACAGGAACGGACACUGGAUCAGUGGCAGACUAUCUACCAUUUCUCUUUGCAUGGCCUCCAGCAUUGAAUCCCGCAGCUGUUCUUUACUUCGUAAGAGACUUAUGGACUCCUGUGCGACACUUUCUAUUUUCUUCGAGAGUGGAACCAGUCGCUGUUAGCAAAGUUUCCAUUACACAGAAGCCACCAGCAGUUACGAAAUAG
Messenger RNA from Cylicocyclus nassatus, 582 nucleotides. The record is from the annotation of a GenBank genome assembly. Lineage: Eukaryota; Metazoa; Nematoda; Chromadorea; Rhabditida; Strongylidae.